Messenger RNA from Chara braunii, 2365 nucleotides. The record is from the annotation of a GenBank genome assembly. Lineage: Eukaryota; Viridiplantae; Streptophyta; Charophyceae; Charales; Characeae.
GUACUAGUCCCAUGCAUGGUAGAUCCUCCUCACCCUUCGAUCAGCUGCCAUGUGGUGUCCGCCGCAAGCAUGUGAGCUUCCAUCAUCACAGACGACAUCGAGGAGAUGGGGGUGUGUUUUCUCCACGCCCUCCCGCCCCAUGACGCUUCAUCGACGGACUCAUCUUCAGACCCACGCAUCACCGAGCUUCUCGACGCCUACAGCGACAUGUUCAAAGGCCCACACGGAGUAGUACCAGAUCGGCCCAUCCGCCACGAGAUCAUCCUCGAGGACGGGGCCGUACCUCCGCGUGGUUGCAUCUACCGAAUGAGCGAGGAAGAGUUAAGUGUGCUUCGGGCACAACUCGACGACCUUCUGGAGAAAGGCUGGAUUCGGCCUAGCUCAUCGCUAUACGGUGCUCCUGUUCUCUUCGUCCGGAAGAAGAACAAGGAUUUGCGGUUGUGCAUCGAUUAUCGCAAGCUCGAUACGCAAACGAUCAGAAACGCCGGCCCUCUUCCACGCAUCGACGACCUUCUCGAACGACUGGGCGGCGCCAAGUUCUUCUCCAAGCUCGACCUCAAGUCGGGAUAUCACCAACUCGAGAUUCGACAGGAGGACCGCUACAAGACCGCGUUUAAGACGGGAUAUGGGCAUUUCGAAUGGCUGGUUAUGCCAUCUGACCUUACGAAUGCCCCGGCCACUUUCCAAGCGGCUAUGACAACGGAGUUCCAACACAUGCUGGAUCGAUUCGUACUUAUCUACCUCGACGACAUCCUGGUGUACAGCCAGAGUUUGGACGAGCAUAUUGAACACCUGCGCACCGUUUUGGAGCGGCUACGACAAGCCAAGUACAAAGCCAACCGCGACAAAUGCGAAUUCGCGCGGCAGGAGCUGGAGUACUUGGGACAUUAUGUGACGCCGCAAGGCAUCCGUCCGCUUGCGGACAUGAUCGAGGCCCUCCACGUAUGGCCCGAGCCCACCAACACCACGGACGUUCGUUUAUUCAUGGGGUUGGCGGGCUACUAUCAGCGAUUCAUCACCGGAUACUCAAGGAUUGCUGCACCUAUGACGAGAUUACAAUUGCCAAAGGUGCCAUUCGUAUUCGAUGACGACGCACGCCGGUCAUUUCAAGCACUUAAGACGGUCAUGCUCAUGGCACCCGUCCUUAGCAUCUAUGACCCCACCCUGCCUACGAGAGUGACAACUGAGGCUUCCGGUUAUGGCAUUGGGGCAGUCUUGGAACAACACGAUGGCGACGACUGGCACCCUGUGGAGUAUUUCAGCCACAAAGUGCCUCCCAUCAACUCGCUUGAUGAUGCAAGGAAGAAGGAGCUGCUCGUGUUCGUGAUGGCUCUCAAGCGAUCGCAACACUUCCUCCUUGGGCGUCGUAGGUUCACAUGGGUCACGGACAACAACCCAUUGACCUACUACAAGGCACAGGAUAUGGUGAGCAGCACGAUCGGACGAUGGAUGUACUUCAUCGACCAAUUUGACUUCACACCGAAACAUCUCCCCGGCCUCUCCAAUCGCGCAGCAGAUGGACUCUCGCGAAGACCUGAUCUUUGCGCCAUGACACAUCAUGCCUUCGCAUUCGACGAGGAACUCCAGCGACACUUCAUCCGGGGCUAUGAGUCUGAUCCGGACUUCGCCACGUUGUAUGCGCAGCUAUCUUCGGAUCACCCGCCGGCCAGCCAAUAUCGCAUUGCCGAUGGGUACUUGCUCCUCCACUCGAGAGGCAAGGACUUACUAUGUGUCCCACGAGACCGUCGUCUUCGGACUCGCCUUCUCGGUCGGUAUCAUGACUCGUGGCUCGCCGGCCAUUUCAGAGUCAACCGCACCAUUGCACGGCUUCGACAACGAUUCCGAUGGCCCGACCUCAUUACCGAUGUCACUCGGUAUUGCGACUCUUGCGAAGUUUGCCGACGCAGCAAGCCCUACAAUCGCAACCCCUACGGCGAGUUGCGCCCGAUGCCUAUCCCACAGGAACCCGGCCUCUCCAUUGCCAUGGAUGUCACCGGAUCAUUUCCCCGCGAUCACCUCGGGCACGACGGCAUCCUCACGGUUGUGGACCGUUUGAGUAAGUAUGCGCAUUUUCUCCCUUGCAAGUACUACUCCACGGCUCCCGAGCUGGCACGCCUCUUGCACACCGGUUGGAUUUGCGGCCACGCUCUACCGGAAGACAUAGUCAGCGACCGCGACACUUGCUUCAUGUCGGCAUUUUGGAUUGCUCUCAUGCAGGAGUCCGGCACGAAGAUGAAACCAAGUUCGGCUCGGCAUCCACAGACGGACGGGCAAACGGAGUGGGCACAUCAAACCACUUAAAUGAUGCUUCGUACGCUCAUCCGUCCGGACCAGAAAGAUUGGGUUGACCGCCUCCCCGACAUCG